AUGAACAUUAAACAUUCAUAUUUGAAAUUAUAUGAAGAUAAUAAUUUAUCUAAUCAUCUUUCAAAAAUUGAAGAAACAUGUAAAAGUCUUGUUGUGUAUCAAGGAUGGAUGAAGGUAUUUGAAGGCUUUAUUCCAAAUCAACCACAUUCAUCUAAUUGUAUCAAAACAAUUAAUAUUAAGUGGCACAUAGGAUUUUGUAUAAUAGAUCCACAAGAAAAAUCUUUAAUCUGUUUCAAUGAUAAAAAAGCAGCUGAUGAAUAUUGUUGUGAUAAAAUUAUAAUAAGAAUAAGUAAAGUUUAUCCUUCAUAUGAAGAAUCAAAGAUAUUUGAUAAUAUUAAUACAAAUAAAAUAAAUAAUUCAUUGGAAAUUUCACAUUCACUUAAAAAAAUACUUCCUAAGCCAGUAAAUGUAAUUUGUUGUUCACCAAAAAAUAAUCUUGAAGUUGACUAUUACGAAAAGUCCAGUCACCUAAUGAAAAUAGUUUCAUACACUUUGAAUAAUAAAGAUGCAUUAAAUUUCAAUUUUUCAUCUACAUCAAAUUACUCUAAAUCGGCUACAUUGUCAAAACUUGAUACUACCAAAAAAAUUGACAUGAAUGGAAAUUGUAAUUUAAGAAAUUAUAAUAACACUUCAUAUAAUUCAAUUGAUAAAAAAAAUGUCUCUUUGGUACCUAUUUUUCAAUCAGUAAAUUUUUUGUCAAAUGGACAAACAAUCCCCACAUAUUAUUAUAAUACUUCUAAAAUAAUUCCAAUACAAGCACGAGUUGAUAAAAACAUUAGUGUAGGCUUUUCUACUGAUAUAACAAAUUCAAACUCAAUAGACUUUUUAAGUAAUGUUUGUGAAUUAACAUGUUAUGAUAAUAAUUUAUUCCCACCUUUUAAAAGAUGUAAAAUGAAUAACACUAAGAGAGAAAAUAAAGAAAAAGUAAUUAAAAAUGCUAAUUUACUUAAUGAAAAUUACUACAAGAUUAUUAAGACUCCUCCUUGUAAUAGUAAGAAUAGUCUUUGUGAAUGUAAAGUAUUUACUAAUAAUUUUUUGUUACCUAUGUCAAGUUCAAAAUAUUAUCCUAAUAAUUCUAAAAAUGUUGGAUUAUUUCAACAAAAAUAUCUAUCAAGAUAUCCUGAAACACCUUAUUAUGAUUUAAAUAAAUCAAUCAACUUUUCAAAUCAAUUUAAUAAAAAUAUCACUACACAAAAUAAAUAUUUACAAGAAAAUUCAAACUUAUUUUCUAACUCUAAUACAUCAAAUAAUCAAAAUGAUAUUUAUUAUGGGCAAAAUUAUUACCCAAAUGAUUCUGUAUUUUUAUAUAAAGAAAGAAAAAAAAGUGAUAUGGGACAUGGUUUAUAUCAUAACAAAUUUUUAAAUAAUUCAACUCGCUCAGAUGAAUUAACUUCUUCUUCUUCUUCUAAAAUUAUACCUGUACUUAACUUACCAGAACAUAAUCUUGAAACAACUUUUGACAAUAAUAUGAUAGAUAGAAAAAUUAAUAAUGAAAAGUUUAAUUUACCAUCAAGAAAAUUAUCUACUAAUUCAAUUAACAAGAAAUCAAGAAGGAUAUAUAAUGAUGAUGAAACUUUUAACGAAUACGAUGACAUUAUUAUUAAUAAUUCUUUGUUAUUAACUCCUAAAUCAAAUGAAAAAAGUGUUUCUCUUAACAAUAUAUAUCAAAGUAUAAAUGAUACAAAAUUAGAUCAAUGUCCUGUUUUAAAAUUUAAUAACUUUGGUUUUGUUGAUGGUGAUAUUAUAAAUGAUAAAAAAUUUUAUGGUAAAAAAAGGCAAAAUCAUAAGUUGAAGGGUAACAUUAGUAAUUUGGAGGAUCAUUUAGAGUCAUGGCAACCUUUUAUAAAAAAUAAUAAAAAAUCAGCUAUGAUUUCGAAACUUGAUUCCACUAAUCAAGUUAGAAUUUUUAUACUUGAUGAUGAAAAUGCACCAUUUUUAGUAAAGAAAUAUGAGACAUGCUAUGAAGGUGAUGGAUCAGAUGAGAAGAAAAAGUCAAAAUUGGUACCUCAUAAGAUGGGUGAAAAUAAGGAACGAUGUCAUAGUACAAAUUUUACAAAAAUUAAAAAUUCCUACAGUCAAAGUAAUUUAACUUUACACCACAAUUAUUCGGAGGAAGAAAAAAGUAUUCCAAUUGAAAGUUUACCUUCAUUAUCAUCCAAUAAAUUGGCUAAUUUUUUUAUAAAACCAUUUCGGAAUAAUCCUUUAAAAAGAACCAAAAGUGUUUCUAAAUUGGAAAGAGAACAUAAAUUAGGUGACCGAAUCUAUUGGCCAGAUACAAGACAAUCAAGUGAAAAUUUAUCUUCAACCGGAAUGUAUAAUAAAUAUCCCCAGAAAUCAUUAUAUUAUGGCAAUUUAGGGACAACCUUUGAUAAUAAUCAAAAACAAAAAUUAAGAAAUUGUAAAUCUCAUGAAUCUCUUAUGUCAUUUUCAAAUACCAGCCAUAUGAUAGAUUUAGGAUCAAGCACCACCCAACUUCAUCCUGUUCAUCCCUCUGUUUUAGGGAUUGCUAAUUGUUUCAAAGUUGCUAAUACUUACUAUGCCUGUAAAACACCAUCUGAACGCGCCAAAUGGAUUGAAAAUCUUCGACGUACUAUGAAUCCACGAAGAGAUCAAAGUAGGAGAACAGAAAAUGCAUUACAAAUAUGGAUUCUUGAAGCAAAAGGAAUUCCUUCAAAAAAAAAUUAUUUUUGUGAAAUAUGUCUUGAUAAAACAUUGUAUGCUCGAACAUCCGCCAAACUAAAGGGUGACAUCUGUUUUUGGGGUGAAUAUUUUGAUUUUUCAAUGUUACCAAAUGUAGAGGAUGUCUGUAUAAAUUUAUAUAAAGAAGCUGAUCCAAAAAAAAAGAAAGAUAGAACAACAUUAGUUGGUUAUGUACAAAUAAAAAUGGAUCAAUUAUUAUCAAGACAUCCUGUAGAAAAAUGGUAUAAUAUUAAAGUGGGAUCAGAAGGAUUUUCUAACAAGUUAACAUCAAAUUGGGUUAGUAAAUCAUCUUCUGAACAAGCAUCAAUUAGAAUAAAAGCACGUUUUCAAACGAUUGAUGUAUUACCAAUGCAUGUUUAUGAUCAUUUACUUUAUUUUGUUAAAGAAAAUUAUUUACCAUUAUGUCUUGCAUUAGAACCAAUAUUGUCUGUCAAAGCAAAAGAAGAUUUUGCUAAUUCUUUAGUUAGGAUUCUUCAUAAACAUCGAUGUAUAAAAGAAUUUUUAUGUGACCUAAUUAUGAGUGAAGUUAAUGUUUUGGAUAAUAAACAUUUAAUGUUUAGGGGUAAUUCUCUUGCAACCAAAGCAAUGGAAAGUUAUAUGAAAUUAGUGGCAGAUGACUAUUUACAAGAAACACUUGGUGAUUUUAUUAAAAUGGUUCUUGAAGGUAAUGAUAAUUGUGAGGUAGAUCCAAUGAAAUUACCUAAUUCAACACCAAAUUUAUUAGAAAGAAACAGACAACAAUUAAUAUUUCUUUGUGAAGCUGCCUGGUCAAAAAUUAUUGUUUCAUUAAAAUUUUUUCCAAUUGAAUUAAAACAAGUAUUUGAUUUAUUAAGAAGACGCCUAAUAUCAUCAAAUAAAAGUGAAUUAGCAGAUAAUCUAAUAUCAUCUUCAAUAUUUUUAAGAUACCUUUGUCCUGCAAUUUUAUCUCCAUCACUUUUCUCAUUAGUGUCAGAAUUUCCUAAUCAACAAGUAUCAAGAAAUUUAACACUUAUUGCUAAAACCAUUCAAACAUUGGCCAAUUUUAAUAAAUUUGGAGGUAAAGAGCAUUAUAUGGAAUUUAUGAAUGACUUUGUUACAAGAGAAUGGGAUAAUAUGCAUUCAUUCUUAUUAAAAAUAUCAACAAACAAUGGCAUGACCUUCGAUGGUUCUCUUCAAUCUACAACUUCCGCCAUAACUAAUCUAGAUGUUUUAAUUGAUACUGGAAAAGAAUUAUCAUUAUUGUAUAAUUAUUUAGAGGAAGUAUGGGUUGAUGAGAUACAUGAAAAAGUAUCUUCAGAAGAAAAUAAUUUAUCACAUUUAAAAGAUAUUCUUAAUGAAAUUAAUUUAUCAAAAAAUAGAAAUUUUGAUAAUAUAUCAACUCAUACACUUCAUACAUCUGGUAGUUAUUCACCUUCCUCAGAUUAUGAAAAUGGUACUUCAUUGUCAUAUAAUCAAAAAAUAGAAACAAUUCCUAAUCAUAAUUUCCUUAAAUUACGUGAAAAUACAAUAAAUAUGGAGAAUGUUUCUAAUAAAGAUUCAUCUUAUCAUACCAGAAAUUCAAUGAUAAAUAAUGAUCAUAAUAAUAUAUCAUUAGAUGGAAGAUCUAAAAGUCAACAUUUAGAUUUUAAUGUUCCAAAAACAUCUAGAAAUUCAUUAUAUAAUUCAAGAGAUCAUAUUGAUAUUAAUCAAGGGUAUUUUGAACCAAGACAAUAUACUAUUUAUGAUGAUACAUCUAAUCAUACAACAGAACAAAAAUAUUCUAAUAAAAUAAUACAGAAACCAUAUGAAAAAUAUCAUAUUUAUGAUGAGGUAGCACAUUCUAAUAAAAUUAAUGGUCCUCCUAUUGGACAUAAAGAUUUAUUAUUAACAACAUCAAAUAAACCUUUAUGUUCAUAUUCCUCAAGUUCACAAGGUACUUCAGAAAUUAUAGAUAGUGAAUCCUCUGAUAUAGAAGUUACACUACAUGGUGGGGUAAAUAAACCGGUAAAAAGACAAAAAAGAAAAUCAAUUGCAGAUGCACAAAUAAUAUUAGAUGGUAGAAGUCAUAUUCAUAAUACUUUAUCAAUUCCAUUUUCUUCUGGAUAUCAAAGUCAAUCUCAAAGUUCACCAAUUUCAUCAAAUAGUAUAUCACCUGUUGAUUUAGAUUCACCAACAAAAAAUGUUAAUAUACUAAAACAGUAUGAUAUUCCAAAUAAUUGUAUGAGACAACGCCGACCAUCUUCUCCACUUUUUGUUCACUCAUAUUCAAAUUCAACAGGAACUACUAGUUCAAAUGCUAGUAGUGCAGCAAAUGAUAGUGGUGUUGGGACAUCCACAGCUAGUAUUCAAAAUAGUUCUAUAAGAAAUAGAAAAAAUAUUUGGCAUAAUACACAAUCUGAAAGUUUAGAAUUACUAGAUUCUGAGAAUAGUCUACAAAAUUUAACUUUACAUGAGAAUAACAAAAAUAAAUCAGAAGUAUCAAAUCAACAAAUAAUUAUUGAAAAUCAAAAACGUGAAAUAGAACGUUUGAUACGUGAAAAUGAAAUACUUCGACGUCAGAUGUCUAGUAAUAUACUAUCAUUGAAUGCAAUAGAUUCACAAAAAAAUGUAUCUAUAAAAAAUAAUAGUCUCUCAACAUAUUCGUUAAUCAAUAAUUCAACUAAUGAUAUUUCUUCAUCAAUAAACAAAAAUCUUUCUUCCUGUUAA
Messenger RNA from Strongyloides ratti, 5364 nucleotides. Its product is annotated as Probable Ras GTPase-activating protein. The record is from RefSeq and is a predicted model, not a curated record. The transcript is spliced from 10 exons. Lineage: Eukaryota; Metazoa; Nematoda; Chromadorea; Rhabditida; Strongyloididae. Gene Ontology annotation, biological process: regulation of GTPase activity. The coding region runs from base 1 to 5364 and encodes 1787 amino acids.